Messenger RNA from Echinops telfairi (small Madagascar hedgehog), 4118 nucleotides. RefSeq names its product ATP binding cassette subfamily B member 11 (gene ABCB11). Lineage: Eukaryota; Metazoa; Chordata; Mammalia; Afrosoricida; Tenrecidae. Gene Ontology annotation, cellular component: membrane. The transcript is spliced from 29 exons. The record is from RefSeq and is a predicted model, not a curated record. Gene Ontology annotation, molecular function: ATP hydrolysis activity; ABC-type transporter activity; ATP binding. Gene Ontology annotation, biological process: transmembrane transport.
AGGUUGUAAAACCUUCGGACUCCACAGUGGAGUCCAUUGUUUCUCCGGCUCCCUCAGGCUCAUGCUCACCGGGUGGCUGGCGACAGGCGACCAGCACUAUGUCUGACUCGGUCAUUCUCCGCAGUGUGAAGAAGUUCGGAGAGGAGAAUCACGCUUUUGAGUCCGAUAACUAUGAGAAGAAAUCCAGAUUUCAAGAUGAGAAGAAAGGAGACAGCAUUCAAGUGGGCUUCUUUCGAUUGUUUCGGUUUUCUUCAUCGACUGACAUUUGGCUGAUGGUUGUGGGAAGUUUAUGUGCAUUUCUUCAUGGAGUGGCCCAGCCAGUCAUGAUACUUGUUUUUGGCACGAUGACAGAUGUUUUUAUUGACUAUGACAAUGAACUGCAAGAACUCAAGAUCCCUGGAAGAGAAUGUGUAAAUAACACCAUUGUAUGGGCCAACAGCUCCCUCAGCCAGACUGGGACAAAUGGAACGCAGUGUGGGUAAGUAGCUAUCGACACAGAGGAAGUGCUGUUCUUUUGGCUUGGCGUUCUGUACAGGCACAUGGGUAUUGCCCUAAAUGUCUUGCUCCAUUUCCAGAUAUGCCUUUGGGUCAUUGCUGCAGCUCAUCAGAUACAGAAAAUGAGGAAGAUUUACUUUAGGAGAGUAAUGAGGAUGGAAAUUGGAUGGUUUGACUGCAAUUCUGUGGGAGAGCUCAAUACGAGAAUCUCUGAUGAUAUUAAUAAAAUCAACGACGCCAUUGCUGACCAAAUCGCCCGUUUCAUUCAGUACAUGACCACCUGCAUCUGCGGGUUACUCCUGGGGUUUACCAAGGGCUGGAAGUUGACCUUGGUUAUUAUUUCGAUCAGCCCUCUCAUUGGGCUUGGAGCAGCUGUCAUUGGUCUGAGUGUGUCCAAGUUCACUGACUAUGAGCUGAAUGCCUAUGCCAAAGCUGGGUGUGUGGCUGAUGAAGUGAUUUCAUCGGUGCGAACAGUGGCUGCAUUUGGUGGUGAAGAAAAAGAGGUCAAAAGGUAUGAGAAAAAUCUUGUGUUUGCCCAGCAAUGGGGGAUUCGGAAAGGCAUCGUGAUGGGCUUCUUCACUGGAUACUUCUGGUGUCUCAUCUUCCUGUUUUAUGCACUGGCCUUUUGGUAUGGCUCCAAACUCAUUCUGGACGAGCAAGAGUAUACACCAGGAACCCUGAUCCAGAUUUUCCUCAGUGUCUUAGUGGCCGCUUUAAAUCUUGGCUACGCAUCUGCUUGUUUGGAAGCCUUUGCAACUGGCCGUGCAGCUGCCUCCAGUAUUUUUGAGACAAUAGACCGGCAACCAGUCAUUGACUGCAUGUCAGAAGAUGGUUACAAGUUGGAUAGAAUCAAGGGUGAAAUUGAAUUCCAUAAUGUGACAUUCUACUAUCCCUCCAGGCCGGAUGUGAAGAUUCUGAGUAAGCUCAGCAUGGUUGUUAAGUCAGGGGAACUGACGGCGGUGGUGGGAGCCAGUGGAGCCGGGAAGAGCACGGCACUGCAGCUCAUUCAGCGGUUCUACGACCCCACCGAAGGCAUGGUGACCCUGGAUGGUCAUGACAUUCGCUCUCUGAACAUUCAGUGGCUUAGAGAUCAGAUUGGGAUCGUGGAGCAAGAGCCGGUUCUGUUCUCCACUUCCAUUGCAGAAAAUAUUCGCUACGGCCGUGAAGACGCGACAAUGGAGGAUAUAAUCCGAGCUGCCAAGGAGGCCAAUGCCUACAACUUCAUCAUGGACCUGCCGCAGAAAUUUGACACCCUUGUUGGAGAAGGCGGAGGCCAGAUGAGUGGGGGCCAGAAACAGAGAAUAGCCAUUGCGCGAGCCCUGGUGCGCAACCCCAGGAUCCUGCUUCUGGACAUGGCCACGUCGGCGCUGGACAACGAGAGCGAGGCCACCGUGCAGAGAGCCCUGAGUAAGAUCCAGCACGAACACACGAUCAUCUCUGUCGCCCAUCGCCUGUCGACGGUCAGAGCUGCAGAUGUCAUCAUUGGGUUUGAACACGGCAUAGCUGUGGAACGAGGCACCCACGAAGAACUGCUGGAAAGAAAAGGAGUUUACUUCACUCUGGUGACUUUGCAAAGUCAAGGAGAUCAAGCCCAGAAAGAAAAGGAAGCUCGGGAAAAAGAUGCGAAGGAAGAUGCUUCACUUGAGCGAAAUGAGACCUUUAGCAGAGGAAGUUACCGUGCUAGCUUAAGAGCUUCCAUCCGGCAGCGCUCCAAAUCUCAGCUUUCUUACCUGGGACAUGAAACUCCAUUAGCUGUUGUAGAUCCUAAGACUACUUAUGAAGAAGACAGAAAGGCUGUGGAGGUUCCUGUGGAAGAGGAUGUGAGACCUGCACCAAUCAGGAGGAUCCUGAAGUUCAAUGCUGCCGAGUGGCCGUACAUGCUGGCCGGGUCUGUGGGUGCAGCUGUCAAUGGGGCCGUCACACCCCUCUACGCCUUCUUAUUCAGUGAGAUUCUUGGGACGUUUUCAAUUCCUGAUAAAGAGGAACAACGGUCUCAACUCCACGGUGUGUGCCUGCUCUUUGUAGUGCUGGGCAUUGUAUCCCUUUUCACCCAAUUCCUGCAGGGAUAUACAUUUGCAAAAUCUGGGGAGCUCCUCACAAAAAGACUACGGAAAUUUGGCUUCAGGGCGAUAUUAGGGCAAAACAUUGGCUGGUUUGAUGACCUCAGAAACAGCCCUGGAGCCCUGACAACGAGACUUGCUACUGAUGCUUCCCAAGUUCAAGGGGCUGCUGGCUCUCAAAUUGGGAUGAUCGUCAAUUCCUUCAGCAACAUUGCUGUGGCCAUGACCAUUGCCUUCUUAUUCAGCUGGAAGCUGAGCUUGGUCAUUUUGUGCUUCUUCCCCUUCUUGGCUCUGUCAGGAGUCAUACAGACCAAAAUGUUGACAGGAUUUGCCUCGCAAGACAAGCAAGCUCUAGAGUCGGCAGGACAGAUUGCAAACGAAGCUCUCAGUAACAUCCGCACCGUCGCUGGUAUUGGAAAGGAGAGGUGGUUUAUUGAAGCCUAUGAGGCUGAGCUGGAGAAGCCAUUCAAGACAGCCAUUCGAAAGGCGAACGUAUAUGGCUUCUGCUUUGGUUUUUCCCAGUGUAUUACAUUUAUUGCCAAUUCUGCUUCCUACCGAUACGGAGGUUACUUAAUCCUCCAUGAAGCCCUGCACUUCAGCUAUGUGUUCAGAGUGAUCACUGCUGUUGUCCUGAGCGGGUCUGCUCUCGGAAGAGCCUCCUCUUACACCCCGAACUAUGCCAAAGCGAAAAUAUCAGCUGCACGCUUCUUCCAACUGCUGGACCGACAACCCCCAAUCAAUGUAUACAGCAGUGGAGGUGAAAAGUGGGACAACUUCCAGGGGAAGAUUGACUUUGUUGACUGCAAAUUCACGUAUCCUUCUCGGCCUAACAUACAAGUUCUCAAUGGGCUCUCAGUGUCUAUUAACCCAGGGCAGACACUGGCCUUUGUUGGAAGCAGUGGAUGUGGCAAAAGCACCAGCAUUCAGCUGUUGGAACGUUUCUAUGAUCCCGACAAAGGGAAGGUGAUGAUAGACGGCCAUGACAGCACAAAGGUGAAUGUGCAGUUCCUCCGCUCGAACAUCGGAAUUGUUUCCCAGGAGCCAGUGCUGUUUGCCUGUAGCAUCGCAGACAAUAUCAAAUAUGGGGACAACACCAAAGAGAUCCCCAUGGAACAAGUCAUAGCAGCCGCCAAGCAGGCUCAGCUGCAUGCCUUUGUCAUGUCCCUCCCGGAGAAAUAUGAAACUCAGGUUGGAGCUCAGGGAUCUCAGCUCUCUCGAGGGGAAAAGCAACGCAUUGCUAUUGCUCGGGCCAUCCUACGCAAUCCAAAAAUCUUACUGCUAGAUGAAGCCACUUCUGCCUUGGACACAGAAAGUGAAAAGACUGUGCAAGUUGCCCUGGACAAAGCCAGAGAAGGUCGGACCUGCAUAGUCAUCGCCCACCGCCUGACCACCAUCCAGAACUCGGACAUCAUCGCCGUCAUGUCUCAGGGGGUAGUGGUUGAAAAGGGGACCCACGAAGAACUAAUGGAUCAGAGAGGAGCCUACUACAAGUUAGUCACCACUGGAGCCCCCAUCAGUUGACCUGCCUGAGGGCCUCGUGGACCAAUAACGCAGCAACUACUG